Schistocerca piceifrons (Central American locust) is the source of this 675-nucleotide messenger RNA. Its product is annotated as lysine-rich arabinogalactan protein 19-like. The record is from RefSeq and is a predicted model, not a curated record. Bases 1 to 675 code for a protein of 224 amino acids. The transcript has 4 exons. NCBI's taxonomy places the organism in Eukaryota, Metazoa, Arthropoda, Insecta, Orthoptera, Acrididae.
AUGCGAGCAGGCGGCGGGUUCCCGGCGGCGGGCGCGGCCGUCGCUGCCCCUCUGACUCCCCCGCCUUCACAGCUGUCGACGCGGUUCUCUUUCGUCGUCCAGACGACGCACCUGACGCUGAGCGCAGCGCGGCGCGGUCCGCAGCUGGGCCCCUGCAGGGCGAGCCGUCAGCGCGGCUGGCCUACGCCGCUGCCGCUGCCUCCGGCGCCGACGGCCGCAACGUGUCAGCCACAAUUACUCGCAACUUGGCCGCAACUCGGGCCGCCAGUCCACGCCAAGACGCCACCUCCCCCGCUGCUGUCCCCCACACGAGCGCCCGGCGCGCUGUCCGCACACAGAACACCCUCUCACAGAACGCCUACAAGGGCAACAGACGGGUUGCCGGUUGCCGCCCUGCCCUUGGGCCGCGGCCGGAAACUUCAUCGAUCACACACGGCCACACACGAGCUACUGGCCACCCCCGCCCCCGCCCCCGCCCCGCCCCCGCCCAACGCCGCCCUCUCCUCAGGCCGCACAAAUCAGAUCGCCCAGCGCCAGCGCCCGACGCGCAGUUCCUCGGCCGAGAAACACCUAAGAAAGCCGCCGUUUCACCGCGGAGAGGCAGACAACCCUUACACGACCGCCGCCACGAAAGAAAAACCUCGCUCAUUCGGCAGCAGAACAACUGAUGCAUGA